Molecule: messenger RNA, 405 nt
Organism: Trichomonas vaginalis G3
Lineage: Eukaryota; Parabasalia; Trichomonadida; Trichomonadidae
Exons: 1
Coding region: 1-405 (134 amino acids)
Source: RefSeq, a predicted model, not a curated record
AUGACAGACCAGCAGACAUAUAGAACUAAUCAGCAAGCGUACAGACCAGAACAACAGACAUCUUCAUCAUUUUCACCUCAAUUUCAGAUUUUCAGAAGAGAUACAACAGAAUAUGAUUAUGAUAUAGGCGUACCAUUAGAAAUUCAUGAAGAUAACCCUGCUGCAAUGGCAAAAACAGAACAACCUAAAGAAAUUUAUAAUUUUUCAUUUUACGACCAGAAUCAAAAUAAAGCAAAACCUACAUAUUCAACUCCAAAUCAACCACAAAGACAGAUAAUGGAACAGAAUUAUAUAAGACCAUUGUCUCGACCAAAUUAUUCUUUUUCUCAGCAAACUCCGAAACAACAACAGAGUUCAGAGUCAAUAGAAUUUGUUCACUCGUCAAAACCUUUUGUUUCAUACUAA